Molecule: messenger RNA, 690 nt
Organism: Oldenlandia corymbosa var. corymbosa
Lineage: Eukaryota; Viridiplantae; Streptophyta; Magnoliopsida; Gentianales; Rubiaceae
Source: the annotation of a GenBank genome assembly
AUGACGAUGAAUAUCUGGAAAGAAAAAGUGCUUCCCAAAAUCAAGAAGGUUUUUGAGAAAAGCCCAGGCAAGAAGGCUCUUGCUGCUGAAGCCGUCAAAGCCUUCGAUGAAGUUAAGGACCAACACGCCACUGAGUUUGAAGAGAAGAAAGGUGAUCUUCAAUCUAAAGUUGUUGAAAUCUAUGAAGCUUCACCCCCUGAAGUCAAGGCUUUGGUAAAAGACCCUAAGCCUACUGGCCUAAAGAAAAACUCUGCUGCUGUCCAGAAGUUCUUGGAUGAACUUGUCAAGAUUGAUUUCCCGGGAUCAAAGGCCGUGGCAGAGGCAGCAACAAAGUUGGGACCGGCAUAUGUUCCGGGUCCAAUCACCUUCUUGUUUGAAAAGGUGGCUACCCUUUUGCCGGAAGAGGUGAAGGAAGAGGCCCCUCCGGUAACUGAAGAAGCGGCCACCACCACCACCGAGGAGCCGGCGGCAGCACCAGCAGAGUCAAGUGCUACUACCGCAACCGAAGAGGUGAAGGAGAAGGAGAUUGUAGUUGAAGCAGCAGAGAAGAAAGAGGAAGAGGCUGCUGCACCGGCCGCCGAGGCACCACCGGCUGAAAAGCCGGCGGAAGCAGAAGCUCUGGCAGCCACGGAGGAAGUGAAGAAGGAAGAGCCGGCUGCUGCUACGGCCGAGCCACCAAAGGCUACUUGA